AUCACCAGAGAUAUGACCCCGAGAGCCACCACCCCGGCCUGCCGCACAACUACAUGGAACCGGCGCAGCUCCUACCUCCCGACGAAGUCGACGUCUUCUUCAACCACCUGGACUCACAGGGCAACCCCUACUACGCCAACUCUGCCCACGCCCGCGCCCGCGUCUCCUACAGCCAGGCACACGCCCGCCUGACGGGGAGUCAGAUGUGCCGGCCUCAUCUUCUCCACAGCCCCGGCAUCCCUUGGCUGGACAGCAGCAAGGCGGCACUCUCUGCCCACCACCACAACCCCUGGACCGUGAACCCCUUCACCAAGACCCCCCUGCACCCGUCUGCGGCCGGAGCGCCCGGGGCCAUCUCCGUGUACCCGGGCAGCAGCAGCUCCAGCACGGCCUCCGUCGCGGCCUCCCCGUCCUCCUCCGCCGGCGCCCGGCAGGAGGACAAAGAGGGCAUCAAGUACCAAGUGUCGCUGUCGGAAGGGAUGAAGAUGGAGAGCGCGAGCCCGCUGCGCAGCAGCCUCACCAGCAUGGGGGCCCAGCCCUCCACCCACCACCCCAUCCCCACCUACCCCUCGUACGUGCCGGCCGCCCACGACUACAGCAGCAGCCUCUUCCACCCCGGCAGCUUCCUGGGGGGCCCCGCGUCCAGCUUCACCCCCAAGCCCCGCAGCAAGGCCAGGUCCUGUUCGGAAGGCAGAGAGUGUGUGAACUGCGGAGCAACUGCCACCCCUCUCUGGAGAAGAGACGGCACUGGGCACUACCUGUGCAACGCCUGCGGGCUCUACCACAAAAUGAACGGUCAAAACCGACCUCUCAUUAAACCUAAGCGAAGGCUGUCAGCGGCCAGGAGAGCAGGGACUUGUUGUGCCAACUGUCAGACAACCACCACGACCUUAUGGCGACGUAAUGCAAACGGGGACCCGGUUUGUAAUGCCUGCGGACUCUACUAUAAAUUGCACAAUGUGAACAGGCCUCUGACCAUGAAAAAGGAAGGAAUUCAGACCAGGAAUAGGAAAAUGUCCAACAAAUCAAAGAAAAGCAAGAAAGGCUCCGAGUGCUUUGAGGAACUGUCCAAGUGCAUGCAGGAGAAAUCGUCUCCCUUCAGCGCUGCUGCCCUCGCCAGCCACAUGGCGCCCAUGGGGCAUUUGCCACCUUUCAGCCACUCUGGACACAUCCUACCAACACCUACCCCCAUCCACCCGUCCUCUAGCAUCUCAUUCGGACACCCGCACCCCUCCAGCAUGGUUACAGCCAUGGGAUAAGGCCCGGUGAGCAAGACACCCACCCAGAGAUUGAGACCAUGGGGCUUUGCCUAAGACAACACCAAGCGAGAAAAGGUUCUGCAAAGAGGAGAGCGUAGGAAUGGCAAAAGGAGAGCUUUGCGCCCACGUGGUGUAACUUUUAAUGCUGGACUAAAACCUUGCAAACGAUGGGUCUUCUGCAGCAACGCGGAGUGGUGCCUGUAAUGCACUUUGCCCCCUCAGGUAUAAGGAAAAAGAAGAGCUCACCUGUUUGAUAACUGAUGGUCCAGCAGAAAGCAGAAGGUGGCAGAAGCUGAAGAGGCUGGAACUGGCUUUCCUUUCUCUCUUUGUUAUUACUGUGAAUAUUGUAAAGAGAUAUUAGCAGUCUCCGAGGAUGGGAUCGGCUCACUGGAAGCCACACGUGCCGGAUUUCUAUCGUGGACUUUGUUUGGGGAGGG
Molecule: messenger RNA, 1696 nt
Organism: Tinamus guttatus (white-throated tinamou)
Lineage: Eukaryota; Metazoa; Chordata; Aves; Tinamiformes; Tinamidae
Source: RefSeq, a predicted model, not a curated record